Molecule: messenger RNA, 3213 nt
Organism: Gadus morhua (Atlantic cod)
Lineage: Eukaryota; Metazoa; Chordata; Actinopteri; Gadiformes; Gadidae
Gene: cspg5a
Product: chondroitin sulfate proteoglycan 5a
Exons: 5
Coding region: 462-2069 (535 amino acids)
Biological process (GO): cell projection morphogenesis
Cellular component (GO): synapse
Source: RefSeq, a predicted model, not a curated record
GACUGACAAUCCUCAAUCCGCAGAUGAGACCGUCGCGUUGUCCAGCGGGUCUCACUCCACCGUGUGUGUUUCCCGAACUCUCUCCUGAACUUCAAUAGUGCCAGAAAAAAAGCACUAAAUCCCAAACCAAAAAGCUGGUGGAGCUAGCUAGCUGUACGCUAGGAGGAUCUCCCCCCCACCCCACCCCCAAACUCCGAACUACUACACACAACUCGCGCGUCUCACUGACGAUGGCGCGCUGAGCAGCUGAGAGGAGCGCUGAAGUAGUAGCGAGGAGACCACCACUCGAGACCACCACACGACUAUGGAGGAGCGCAGGGAGGUGGGAGUCUAGACGAGUUAUCACAACUGCAGGCUGAAUCCAGAUUACGCUUUUUUUUAAGCUCGUUUGACUAGACAGGUCCCACGAUUUAUUUAUAUUUUUUAUCGGAUUUCAUUCGUAUCGCUUUUUGCACGCAAGGAUGCACGAAAAGGACGCGAGGUGUAGCCGGGGAUGCUGGCCGACGGCGCUGCUGCUGUCAUGCGUCUUGGCUCUUCUCCUGGUCCCCCUGCCUGUCCUUGGCGAUACAGUUGCAGCCAACAUCACCGAAGCGGCUGGGCUCGUUAAUCGCAGCUCCCUGCUUAACGAGGGGGCGGGGCCGGAGCAGGUUGACGAGGUGCUGACCGGAGCGGUGACCGGAGCCGGCCUGGUGGCGGCGGAGGCGGCGGCGGGCAGGGCCGGGCGCGUCAUUCGUGCCGGGGAGAAAGACGAGCAGGGCAGCGGCAUGUUCGGAGAGACCGCCGUGCUGCCCGCCGUGGAGGAGGUGGGCGUGGCCGCUCCUCCCCAGCUCAGCCCCGACUCAGCGGAGACGGAGCUCUUGUUGCCUAGCAACCCCCGACGCGAGGAAGCGGCGCCGCCGACGAGCGAGAAGGAGGAGGAGGAGGAGGAGGUGGGAGGCGAAGAGGAGCGAGAGGCGGAGUCCACCAACCCGCCGUGGCUGGUCGCCAAGGACACCUCCGUGUUCGACCUGGACCCCCGCCUCCUCACCACCACGCCCCCGCCCCCGGGCGCCGUCAACCCCUCCCACCCGGACAUCCUCCACGUGGACUUCUUCGACCAGGCGGCGCGCGGCCGCAGCGACCUGGCCCCGCCCUCCCCCUCCUCCCUGGCCCACGAGCUGCAGGGCGGGGACCCCACCUCCUGGGCCAUGCCCGACAGCUACGACUACCUCACCCCCUACGACGAGGGGGUCUCGCCCACCGCCGACGAGUACACCUACAGCACCACCACCGAGACCUACGACAGCGCCGAGGACCCCAGGCUGGCCCCGGGCCGCCCAGGGCCCCGGGCCCCCGAGGACAAGGCCCCCCUGCCAGGAGGGGGCGCCGCGGCCGAGAGCCCGGACACCCCGAGGGUGCCGGUGUACGCAGUGGACGGGUCUGAUGGGCUGGGGGGCUGCCGCGUGGGCUACCAGAUGCUGAACGGGAGCUGCCGCUCGCCCUGUGAUUCGCUGACCAACUACUGCUUCAACGGAGGGCAGUGCUACCUGAUAGAGGGACAGGGGGCGCUCUGCAGGUGUAACGUCCAGGACUACAUCUGGCACAAGGGGUCCCGGUGCGACGCCGUUGUGACAGAGUUCCAGGUGAUGUGUCUGGGGGUGGGGGCCUCUGCCCUCGUGCUCCUGCUGCUCUUCAUGAUCGUCGUCUGCUUCGCCAAGAAGCUCCACGUCCUCAAAACCGAGAACAAUAAGCUGCGCAAACGCAGCAGUAAGUACCGGCCCUCCUCGGAGCAGCACAAUGAUAAUUUCUCCCUGUCCACCAUCGCUGAGGGCUCCCACCCAAAUGUAAGGAAACUGUGCGACACCCCCCCUAACGUCCCUCAUGCCCGUGCAUUGGCUUACUAUGAUAACAUUAUCUGUCAGGAUGAUCCUGGCUCCCAGAACAAGCUGGAGGACCCGGUGAAGGCCUCUCCCAGGGAGGACGACUCCCUCAACAUCCACAACUCCCUCACCCCCAAACACGAGAACCACAAGGUGCUGGGCGAGGAGAACUCCUCCGAGGUAAACUCCCUGCAGAACAACAUGAUGUGAAGACCGCCCCCCCCCACCCCCACCCCACGACUCGCCGCAACCCCCCCAUCCCAUCCCCCUCCAACCACCAACCAACCAACCAACCACACCCUUCAACCAGUCACGCUGCCAGGGAGAGCCAGUCUCUCCGCCCCAGAACCCUAUGGAUCCCGCCCCCUUUUCUCUCACCCCCCCCCCCCCCCCCCGACUCCCCCCUGGCUCUCCACCAGCUGAUCAAGAGCACCAAACGGGUUACCAUGUCAAACAAACCAGCAAAACCGACCAACCGUCAACCAGACCAGCCGACCCAGUCUUGAAGACCAUCGCCGCCACGGCUACACUGCCAACCAGCAGCCUGGGCUGCUGAAAAACAGAAACCUCACCACCACUCUGCUGCCGCCGCUACCUAUACCGCUGCUUCAACCCCCCCCAUACCCCCCCUCCCCAUUGUUAAGAAUACUGCUGCCCUUCGGAAGCCCCGCCCACCCAACCCUGCUGUUGCAAAGCAACGUCCACUCAUGCUCCCUGCCUGGCAGCUCCUCCCCCUUUCGUUGCUGUCAAUCAAAUCUUCUCCGGCUACUUGCUCACAUACAUACGCACACAUGCACGCACGCACACACACACACACACACACACACACACACACACACACCCACACACAGUGAAAUGCGCGCACACACACACACACAUACAUACAUGUAAACAUAUUUAUAUGCACUUAUAGACACACAGGAAUACACACACUGCCAUCCACACUUACUUUCAGAAGACAUAUUUCUGAGAAAUACACACAUUUAUAUAUGCACACAGACAUUUAAACACCCAUACACAGUCCCCUGCCUGCAUUGAUGUAUUUUGUAAAAAUAUUGAAGAAAAAAGCAUACAUAAGAUGAAAAAAGAAGUUCAACAUUAUUGUAAAAAAAAUAAAACAGAUAGAAGCUACUGAGAGAUGUUAAUGUUUGUCUGACUAACCCCGUGAGUAUGUAUAAAUAUUGGAAGAAAAAAAUAUGCUUGGAUUGAUUUAAAAAAAAGAACACAAUGUGUCUUGGUUUUCAUUGAUGUGAUUUCUAAUCCUUUGAUGUACUUGUUUUUAUUUUGUACUUUUUUGGGACUUCGAACUGAAAAAAGAUUGAGACAGCUGUUGAAAUAAACCUUUUUAACAUGA